This is a messenger RNA of Ilyonectria robusta, 418 nucleotides long. RefSeq lists its product as uncharacterized. The coding region runs from base 1 to 399 and encodes 132 amino acids. The record is from RefSeq and is a predicted model, not a curated record. Lineage: Eukaryota; Fungi; Ascomycota; Sordariomycetes; Hypocreales; Nectriaceae. The transcript is spliced from 2 exons.
AUGGCCGAGGGCUCCUUGGCGAUCCAGCCAAUGUCCGUCGAGGGUGAGAGGUUACUAUCAACUCCUGGCAAGACAGCCUCGGGGUUGCGUACGCAUCUCAAUGCUGGGAUUAUCGCCAUUUGUCAGGUCUUGCUCUCAUGGCGCUGUGCCGGUCUUAUCAAGGACUUGGAUCCGUUGCCUAACUCACACCUUGAGAAAAACGCGAUGCAGGAAGUGUUUCGCAGAUUUGAAGAGAGCAAGUCAGAUGAGGUGACUCCCGGAAUAGAGAAGACGGAGGACGAGAAGUCAACUGAAGAGAAGCCCAUUGAGAAGAAGCCUUCCGACAACGGCGAAAGAGCUAUUACUGGCAAGUUAGACCCCAAGAACGUCGAUAACUCCAAUGAAUCGGUGUCGGCCUGAUGAAACGAAAAGGUUACCG